Molecule: messenger RNA, 1008 nt
Organism: Chanos chanos (milkfish)
Lineage: Eukaryota; Metazoa; Chordata; Actinopteri; Gonorynchiformes; Chanidae
Gene: yod1
Product: YOD1 deubiquitinase
Exons: 2
Coding region: 15-920 (301 amino acids)
Biological process (GO): endoplasmic reticulum unfolded protein response; ERAD pathway; protein deubiquitination
Cellular component (GO): cytosol; nucleus
Molecular function (GO): protein binding; cysteine-type deubiquitinase activity
Source: RefSeq, a predicted model, not a curated record
CAAAGGAGUUUAGGAUGCUGCGUUUGCGUUGCAAGGCCAAGAAUGGGACCCAUCUGAUGCAGGGCCUAACGCACCAGUCCUGUGUUCAAGAGCUGAAAGAUAAAGUGGAGGAGCUUACUGGCAUCCCUUGUGAUGUGCAGAAAAUCAUGGUGGGUUAUCCUCCCUCCAGCUUGGAUCUCCGCAACGGAGAUGCGUACCUCAAGGACUACCCCAUUAAAUCAGGAGACACUCUGAUUGUAGAAGAGGAAAAGAACAAACCCAAACCUCAGACAAACGCUGCUGUGACAAAGGGAUCACAUGUGGAGUCUUCUCCCGUGUUAAUGCGCCGUGUUGUCCCUGCUGACAACUCCUGUCUGUUCACUAGUGUCAACUACGUGGUAGAAGGAGGGGUAUACGACCCAACUUGUGCUCCCGAAAUGCGAGGCCUCAUUGCUCAGAUCGUGGCCAGCGACCCUACGGCCUAUUCUGAGGCUGUGCUCGGGAAAACCAAUGAGGAGUACUGUGCCUGGAUCCGUCGCGAUGACACCUGGGGUGGCGCCAUUGAAGUGUCCAUCCUCUCUAAGUUCUACCAGUGUGAGAUUUGUGUGGUGGACACGCAGACUGUGCGCGUAGACCGCUUCGGCGAGGAUUCGGGCUACAAUAAACGGGUUCUGCUCAUUUACGACGGGAUCCAUUACGACCCGUUGCAGAAGAUAGUACCCGGCUCCGAAGCCCCGCCCCAGACUGUUUUCUCCACCACCGAUGACAUCAUCCUGGCGGAGGCUCUAGAGCUGGCCGACGAGGCACGGAGGAAGCGGCAGUUCACGGACGUCAACCGUUUCUCUCUGCGGUGCAUGGUGUGCCAGACAGGUCUGGUGGGACAAAAAGAAGCUCGUGAACACGCCAAGGAGACUGGUCACACUAAUUUUGGGGAGGUGUAAACCUGUUCGUCGACCCUUAAGGCUCACAACACCACUCCACCCUACUGCCACCCUGCCUCACGUGUUGCUCACCCCUCCACAGCUGCCC